Messenger RNA from Hyaloperonospora brassicae, 1665 nucleotides. Lineage: Eukaryota; Oomycota; Peronosporomycetes; Peronosporales; Peronosporaceae. The record is from the annotation of a GenBank genome assembly.
AUGCAGGUCAAGUACCCGAUCAUGGGGCUAUCCUACGGCCGCGGCUUCUUUGCGAUCUGCGGCGGCGGUGGCUCGCUCAAGUCUGGCAUCAAGAACACCGUCGACAUUUACCAGCUCUCGGACACUGACGCGACGGGGUUCACGAAAGAACUCACGGUCGACACGGGCGUGGAACUUGCCUCUGGCGUCGCGUUCUCGCACGAUGGACAGCUCAUUGCCGUGUCCAUCAGCGCGGGCUGCUGGAUCUACGCUCUGGAUUGGAAGAGCAAGACCAUGACGCUCUUGGUCAAGUUUCGCUCGGAUUUCCAUCCCGAAGAUAGUUCGCAGAGUUGUGCUCGUUUCGUGGGCAAUUCGACCAUUUUGACGGGUGGAGAAGACGGAGUUGUGCGUGUCUGGCGGCUGCGACGAGACCCGUCCAGGCGUGAGAAGGACGGAGGCUCGUCCCAGGCUCUCAUUGUGCCGGACGAGCGAGAUCACCAUGCCAAAGUGACAGUAGAAGAGCAGCCGAAGCUUGGCGAUUGUGUGAUCGAUCGAGACAAUAUGGUGACGCUGACGAGGGAGUACCGUGGUCAUACGAUGCGGAUCCGCGACAUUGACGUGGAUCGCUCGCAUCGCAACCUCGUAGCGUCAAGUGCCGAGGACCAAUCGUGUCAUCUAUGGCGACUGACGGAAGUGACGCCGAUUUGCAAGUUCCAGAAAGAUGACGCGCUGGAUAUUGCGUUCCAGAGACUGCCGACAAAGCCCACGGUGGGACCACGCAAACACUUGUUUCGGUGUGUACGCUUUGCCCAUACUGGACGUCGGUUGUACACUGUGCUGACGUCUGCUCGUGGCGACUCCAUUUUGAUCAAAUGGAAGCCCGAGACGAUCGCACAGGAGAACGAGGAGCAAUGGUCGUGGAUGGUGGAAGAAACGGCUAUUGCUGGCAACAAGCCUGUCGCGAGUCUGUGUGUGAGUCAGGACGACCGAUUCGUGAGUGCGGCAGCAGUGACGGGAGAGAUCAAAGUGUUUCUGGCGUCCACGUUGCAGGAGUACAAGAAAAAGUCGAUGGAGCAGCACUCGUUUGCUAUCACUGGCAUGAGCUUUGUGCCGCCAGUCGACACACGUGAGCCAGUGUUACACUUGGUGAGUGGUGGCGCCGACAAGAACUUGCUGCGACAUGCCAUUCCCCUGGAAGGCGGUCUUGUCAAGUCGAAGAGGGAGAUGCUAGUUGAUGGUGUAAAGAGCGUGGUGGGUACCACGAUCGGCCUGGGACUCAACCUAUGGAUGGCGAUGCUCCUGCUAUUUAUUACCCUGCUAUUUAUUCAUGCAAGGACGUCGAUGCUCUCGGACGGCCCGUUGGCAGGUUUCAGUGAUAUAGCAUCUCUUCGAUACGACGCAGCCGAUGGUCUGGCAACGAUUGUAGCUCUCGUCGUGAGCAUCGUUGUGACGUGGUUCUUUGCAGCGCAUAGCCCCGUGACAAGUCGUUUCUUCUGGAACGGCCUGCUGUGCUUGCUGUCUGGCAUGGAAGCCUUUUACAUCGCGAUAUCAGCAGAGCUCGAGGUCAAGUGGAAAACGGGCGAUGCUGCGAUUGAUGAGCUGCUUGAAUACAAGCUCGCGAUUCUGCUUGGCGUGUGUUGCAUCGCAUUUUUCUUGUGCCAUUCUCUGCUGGCGCUGACACUGUAA